AUGAACCUGAUCGGGGGCUACCAGCACCACCACCACCACCACCACCACCUCAUGCACGAGCCCUUCCCGUUCGUGCAGCGCUGCCACCAGGACGCGCCCUACUUCCAGAGCUGGGUGCUCAACCACGGCGAGGUGCCUCCGGACUUCCAGAUCCAGGCGCCCUACCAGGCCGGCGCGGAGCUGACGCCGGCCGCCGCCGCCGCCGCCGCCGCUUCGCAGCACGACCACGCCCGCCUGGAGGGCCUGCAGGUCGGCAUGGCCAAGCGGCGGGCGUCGGGGCCCAAGAAGGAGCGCCGGAGGACGGAGAGCAUCAACACGGCGUUCGCCGAGCUGCGGGAGUGCAUCCCCAACGUGCCCGCCGACACCAAAUUGUCCAAAAUCAAGACGUUGCGCCUGGCCACAAGUUACAUCGCGUACCUGAUGGACGUGCUGGCCAAGGACGCCGGAGAGACUGAAGGCUUCAAGGCCGAAAUUAAGAAAUUUGAAAACCGGGACCUGAAAAGGAAAAGGGAGACGGUAAGUAACGAAGAUCCGCCACAGGACUCGUUCGGUACCGAGAAGAAGGUGAAGGGCCGGACCGGGUGGCCGCAGCAGGUUUGGGCUCUGGAGCUCAACCAGUGA
Phycodurus eques (leafy seadragon) is the source of this 621-nucleotide messenger RNA. RefSeq names its product heart- and neural crest derivatives-expressed protein 1-like. The record is from RefSeq and is a predicted model, not a curated record. Gene Ontology annotation, biological process: regulation of transcription by RNA polymerase II; heart development. Lineage: Eukaryota; Metazoa; Chordata; Actinopteri; Syngnathiformes; Syngnathidae. Gene Ontology annotation, molecular function: RNA polymerase II transcription regulatory region sequence-specific DNA binding; protein dimerization activity; DNA-binding transcription factor activity, RNA polymerase II-specific. Bases 1 to 621 code for a protein of 206 amino acids. The transcript has 2 exons.